AUGGUCUGCUCUGUGAUAAAAUUAGUUGUACCACAAGGAACCAGGGACAAAUUGCAUCGGUUUGUCACACAGCGUGACGUUUUGUCGCGCCGAUUGAAAAUGUCCGUGCGUUUUGUGCUCAGCUUGGUAUGCACCAUCCUAUUCCUAUCCUAUCUGGAUCCCUGGGCCAGUGCAGGGAAUUUUUUCAGUCUUCGAUCCGACACCGAAAAGGACAAAAAUGUGGCUCAACCACUUUGCCCCGAGUCGCCCGAACCGGUGGACUGGGAGGCAGUGAUUCGUCAGAGCCCGAUUGUCGUGACCGGGCUAUUGCGGCAGAGAUAUAUCAAACUCGGUUCCGGCUCGGAUGGUCCUGUCGAAGCUGAGGCUAGCGGACAAGGACAACAGUUCAAUGUCAGUGUGUUUGUGACUGUGCAAUACAAAAACGUUGGUCCGGAUUUAGUGAACACACUAAUCACUGUGGGAUCGUUUCACACACCAUUGCUUGGUCUUACUGAGGAACUGGGCUGUUUGGAUAAUUUUUAUCCCAAUUCAAAAUACGUGAUGUUUUUAAAACCGAGCACCAACGGAGCGGACACAUACUACACACUUACGGGAACACCUGUGCCGUUCAGUGAAGAAUUUGAACAGGUCAUUUACGCGCAACAGUGUGACAAAUGCUGUAAGUUGAUUUUGUUUCAUCUGAUACAGAAACAGGAAAGCGGGCUAAACAUUACGGUGGACUAUGAUUGUUAA
This is a messenger RNA of Echinostoma caproni, 732 nucleotides long. The record is from the annotation of a GenBank genome assembly. Lineage: Eukaryota; Metazoa; Platyhelminthes; Trematoda; Plagiorchiida; Echinostomatidae.